This is a messenger RNA of Leptomonas pyrrhocoris, 868 nucleotides long. RefSeq lists its product as hypothetical. Bases 68 to 868 code for a protein of 266 amino acids. The transcript has a single exon. The record is from RefSeq and is a predicted model, not a curated record. Gene Ontology annotation, molecular function: GTPase activity. NCBI's taxonomy places the organism in Eukaryota, Euglenozoa, Kinetoplastea, Trypanosomatida, Trypanosomatidae.
GCUGUUGACCUCGACGGCGCGGUGCCGAAGAACAGAAAGAACAAAGCCCAAAAAGAGCACAGCAGCGAUGGGAAAGUACGCGGUCGUUGUUAUUGGACCGGCGGGCUCUGGCAAGAGCACACUGUGCAGCGUCCUUGCGGAGCAUUACACCAGCAUGCACCGCUCCACACACAUCGUCAACAUGGACCCUGCGGCGGACGAGCUGCCCUACGAGCCGUCGAUUGACAUUCGCAACCUCAUCUCGCUAGACGACGCCAUGGAGGGAAAAGGACUUGGGCCAAAUGGUGGACUUGUGUUUUGCAUGGAGUACCUUGUCACGGCCGGUGCGACGUGGGUGUCCCAGCAGCUCGGCGACUAUGCGGAGGACUUCAUUAUAGUUGACAUGCCAGGACAGGUGGAGGUGCUGUCGAACCAGCCGGCCGUGCCAGCGUUCGUGCGUCUCCUCCAACAAGAAGGCUAUUACACGACGGUGCUGUACCUUUUAGACGCCUUGGCGACCACGGCAGACAGCGGCAAGUUCAUUGCGGGCUGCAUGUUCUCCUUGUCGAGUAUGGUCUGCUUCGACUGCCCUUUCAUCAACGUGCUGACCAAGUGCGAUUUGCUGAGUAAAGAGUUCAAGGAAAACGGCGUCCUGGAGCACUUCUGCAUGUGCGACUUUGACUACAUGGACCUCUCGCGCCUGCCUCCGCGCUUCCGUGCUAUGUCUCGCCAGAUUGGUGCGUUGCUGACCGACUUCAACCUUGUUACAUUUAGGCCGAUGGACAUUGAGGAGGUGGGCUACAUCAGCAACCUGUGCAGCCUUGUGGAUGAAACCCUGCAAGUCGCAGACGAGGCGGAGGUGCAGGACCACGAUUUUGAGGACAUGUAA